GAGAGAGAGAGGGAGAGGGAGAUACAGAGCGUAGAGGAGGGAAACGCAAGAGGGAGGGCUGUUUUCAAGUGUAUGUGUGCAUGUGCACACGAGUGUGUGUGUGUGUUUGUGCGCGCUUGUGCACAGUCGUCACGGACCGAGCGAGAGAGCGAGAGCGAGAGGGAGAUCACACCGAGCUAAGGGGAAUCUGUCAGAUUCACACAGCGCUCCUCAGUGUGUGUGUGUGUGAGUGAGUGGUGCGUGCGCGCGUGUUUGCGUUGAGGUAACACAGACGGAGACACACAGAGACAGAGAGACCGUUGGAGGGGAAGAGAAGGAGAGGAGAAGGAACCCUGACGUCCGACAACACUGAGACAGGACACUCAUGGACGUGGGUGCAUGAGGGGGGACACCGUCGGCCAUCGCACCUUGCCCCUGCCCCCUGCGGAGAACCGCAAGAUAAAACAAAGCCCGGUCCGAUGCCGUUCCCCUCACGGCGCCUGUAGCCCAGAGAAGGGGGAGGAGCCUGAGCAAGGAGGAGGAGGAGCCUGUUAAAAGCAGGCUGGCUCUGGAGAGACCGGCACACGUUUGCACACCAGCAUAGCAACAGAGUGGAGAGAAAAAGCAACCGGAUUGUGAUUGGUCGGUUUUGGAGGUCAAGGUUCAAAGAUGAUGACCGCACAUGGAAAGCUGAUGAGGAAGGAGAAGGGAAGUCUGGCUGAGUACGAGUCCCAGGUCAAAGACCUGCGCACCCAGCUGACGGAGCAGAUGAAGAUCCUGGACUGCCAGGUGGAGGUGAAGCAGCAGCAGCUCUCCGACCUGUCCGACUUCCUGCGUCGCCGUGGCGACAUCGAGGCAGAGUACGCCCGCGCUCUGGACAAGCUGACGGAGAGGUUCACCCACAAGACCAAGAAGAAGGAGCAGUGGGACCACUCGGUGUGUCAGGUCUGGUCGGUGCUGCUGACCCAGAACCGCCUGGAGAGCCGGGAGCACGCCACGCUGGCCGACACCUGCUGCAACACGCUGACGCAGCGGCUGGCCCACAGCACCGAGGACACCGGCCGCCUGCACAAACGGAGCAAAGAGGUGGGAGUCCAGAUGCAGGACGAGCUGCUGAAAGUCACCACAGAACUGCAGACGGCGCUGAAGACGUACAACCAGUACCACACAGACUGCAUGGCAGCGGAGGGAAAACUGAAGGAAGCCGAGCGAUUGGAGGAGAGACACACCGGCAAGUCAGCUGACCUGAGCCUUGGCCAAUCAACUGGCCCCAGACGGAGCUCUGUCAAAAAGAUAGAGAGACUCAUGGAAAAGAGGCACGGCAGGGUGCAGGAGACCCAGCUGAAGUGCACCAAGGCCCGGAACGACUACCUGCUGAACCUGGCCGCCGCCAACGCCGCCAUGAACAAAUACUACCUGCAGGACGUGUGCACGCUCAUAGACUGCUGUGACCUGGGCUUCCACCAGUCCGUGGAGCGGCUGAUGCGGUGCUACCUGACCAGCAGGGGGCGUGUCCAGAAGACGGAGGAGGCGGGGCUAAAGCAGCUGGAGGCGGCGGUGACCUCGCUGGACCAGGGCGGUGACCGUGACGGCCUGAUGCAGCAGCACGACGCCUCCUUCUGCCUGCCCUUCCGCUUCAGCUACCACCCCCACGAGGGGGACCAGGUGUGCGAGGUGAGUGCGGAGAGCCAGGUGAGGUACGAGCUGGAGACCAGGUUCCAACAGCUACAAUCUCGCUUAGCCUCUGUUACCUUGGAGACUGAGGAGGUCAGCAAAACACUGAAGGCCACUUUGACUUCCCUGCUGGACACCAUGUGUGAUAGUGAAUCUAACCCCGCCCCUGACCUAACCAGCAGCCUAUCACAUGAGCUCCCGGGAGUAGGCACCGCCUUCAAGGUGACGCUUGCCAAGCGCCGGGCCAAUCAGCAAGAGACGGAGAGCUACUACUUCACGAAAGUGAAGGAGUUCCUGACCAGCAGUUCCCUAACCUCCAAACUCCAAGCCAAGCACGACAUUCUACACGAUGCCAUACAAAAAGCCGAAGCCGUUGACAGUGAUCCUUCCAGAAGGCAUUGCCCCUUGGCAGCACGCGUUCGGAAGUCCAGGCCUAUCUCACUGUUCUGCCACACACUCUUCACCACAGAUAUAGUCUCCCACAUACAGAGUUCUGGGCAGCAGAUUCCUGUGGUGGUUGAGAGCUGCAUCCGCUUCAUAAACCUCCACGGCCUGCACCAUGAAGGGAUAUUCAGAGUCCCUGGAUCCCAGAGGGAAGUGAACCACAUCAGGGAUGCAUUUGAAAGAGGAGAGGACCCUCUGUCAGACAGCGAGUGUGACCUGGACUCUGUGGCCGGCGUGCUGAAGCUGUACUUCAGGGGUCUCGAGCCGCCCCUCUUCCCCUACGACAGCUACUCUGAGCUGCUGGAGUGUAUCCAGAUCGAGGCGGUGUCAGAGAAGUCCUCCCAGAUCAAGGCCAUCAUGUCGUCCUUCGCCCGGCCGCUCCUCAUCGUCAUCCGCUACUUGUUCGCCUUCCUCAACCACGUGUCCCAGUACAGUGAUGAGAACAUGAUGCAGCCCUACAACCUGGCCGUGUGCUUCGGGCCCAGCCUUCUGAGGGGGGUGGAGUCGGGCGAUGCCGUCGCUCGGCAACCGCAGGUCAACGACCUGGUCAAGACCAUGAUCCUCCAGCACGACGCCAUCUUCCCCAGCCAAUCAGAUCUGCCGGGCCCUGUGUACGAGAAGCACAUGACCCUGGAGCAGGAGUACUGUGAACUGAUCGCAGAGGAGGCAGACGGGGAGGCGGAGCAGAUACACAACGAGGAUGAGCUGGAAGCUGUGGCCAUGUUUGACUACGCGGCGAGGUCCCCAGCUGAGCUGUCCUUCAAACAGGGCGAGCUGAUCAUCCUACACAGCAAGGCCUCCUCUGAUUGGUGGAGGGGGGAGGUGGGCACGGUCAAGGGCCUCAUUCCUCACAAGUACAUCAGCGUGCUGGAUGGUAGCUCAGAGAGAUGGAAAAGAGAAGAGGGGGAAGGAGGAGGUGGAGGAGGAGGAGGAGGAGGAGGAGGAGGAGGAGGAGGAGGAGGAGGAGGAGGAGGAGGAGGAGGAGGAGGGAGCACUGGCAACCUGACAGUAGAGGGCUCACAGGCGGAGAACCCCACUCGACUGCGAGUAAACAGUGACAGCGCCUCGUUGCCGGGGAGACAGAGAGGAAGUGAGGGGAGCCCGAACAGGAAGCCGCCAUCCUCCCCCGCUGCACGUCACCUGCCAGGGGGCCAGGAGCGCAGACACACCCUGGAUGGUGUGAGACAGCUGCCCCCCCGGGCCCCUGACAGAGCUCCAGAUCGGGCCCCUGACAGAGCUCCUGAUCGGGCCCCGGACAGGGCCCUUGAUCGGGCCCCUCCCUGCCCUACAGCUCCAGUGGACAAGGAUAUGAUCAGUCGGCAGAUGAACUCGGUCUUUCGGGAGCUGCUGUCUCGCCAACCUACGCUACAACAACCAGGUCAAGCCCCCCCCACCACCACUUCCUCCUCCCUCACCACACCCGCCCCCCCUACCAGCCUCUCCACUUCCUCCUCCUCCACCACACUUGCCCAGCCCGCCCCCACUGCCAAAAAGAGCGGCUUCGGCCUAAGGGGGCGGGCCCUUUUCUGACCUGUCGACCAAUAGAGCGAGCCCCUUUAAGCCAUGGCGCUUGAUUGACAGCCGAUGCGUUGGAUUGACGGCCAGUGAGUUUGAUUGACUGCGGUUGUUGUGUACGAUGUGUGUGGCGAUGCGAUUGAAGAAAAAAAACACAAAAAGAUUUAUAUAAAUAUUUUUUGACACACAAUAAUAACAUGUAAUUUUUUGCUGGUCAUCUCAUAGUGCCAUAAGUCUUAGUGCCGUAUUACAGUAUGUCCCGAGUGCUUUCAGUUACUUUGUGUUACUUUUCUUAUUUGUAUUCCUGUGAUCUUUUGGUCAUUCUUUUUUUAAGGGAGGGGGGG
Messenger RNA from Gadus morhua (Atlantic cod), 3956 nucleotides. RefSeq names its product Rho GTPase activating protein 4b (gene arhgap4b). The record is from RefSeq and is a predicted model, not a curated record. NCBI's taxonomy places the organism in Eukaryota, Metazoa, Chordata, Actinopteri, Gadiformes, Gadidae. Gene Ontology annotation, molecular function: protein binding. The coding region runs from base 649 to 3627 and encodes 992 amino acids. Gene Ontology annotation, biological process: signal transduction. The transcript has 24 exons.